GUGCGUCACAAAAGCCGACCAAGUAACAAAUGCCCAACUUUAGCAUCUUCAAGGAGCCCCGCGGCUUCAUCCGCAUCAUCCAACUGAUCUUUGCCAUCAUUGCAUUCGCCGCGGCGGCGAGCGAGGAGUGCGGCGCAAAGUUCAGCGACUUUGGCAGCGGCAAGGAGAAGGAUCGCUUCGCCUUUUUCAUUGCAACGGGUGUCAUUGCCUUCCUCUUUGACCUCGCCAUCCUCGUCGUCUAUGCCUUCCUGCUCGAGUCGCUUCCCCCGGUUACCGUCAUGGCUGAGCUCGGUUUCACCGCCCUCUGGUCCUUCUUCUGGCUGCUCGCAUCGUCCCUGCUUGCUGACACCGUGAAGGACAUUUCCGACAUUCCCGGAUGCGAGCCCUCGUCGUGGCAAGCGGCUGUCGUGUUUGGCUUUAUCAACCUGAUCUGCUGGGUGGCCAACAUCUACUACCUGUUCAAGGAGACUAAGGCUGCCCCGCCGGUGACCAACCCUGCCGACAGCGGCCCGGCUGCAGUGUAAAACCCAAACACAGACACAAAACGGAAUAAACAAAGAUUCAGUUCCAAACCAACAUCUUCCACAAUGUCAACGCUCUUGCGCAUGUUCUUUUUUUUUCUCUCGUU
This is a messenger RNA of Capsaspora owczarzaki ATCC 30864, 628 nucleotides long. RefSeq lists its product as hypothetical. Gene Ontology annotation, cellular component: synaptic vesicle membrane; synaptic vesicle. The coding region runs from base 30 to 524 and encodes 164 amino acids. The transcript is spliced from 4 exons. NCBI's taxonomy places the organism in Eukaryota, Filasterea, Ministeriida, Capsasporidae. The record is from RefSeq and is a predicted model, not a curated record.